AGCUGCACACGAUGGCCUGGGGGCCCGACGAGGCGCGCCUGCACGCCGGCCUGCACCUGCUGCUGCUGCACCAGACCGCCGGCAGCCUCGUCGCCGCGGAGUCCUUCAUGACGUGGCAGCCAGAACUCGACAAGGGUUUUAUGCAAUAUUGGAAUGAAAUUCAAGAAGGGCGGCUCCUGGUACUCCUGGGCGCCGUGAGUCACCGAUGCCACGUGAUAUGAAGGUGUUAUAUAACUCUCUGUAUUCCCCUGUGAGUGACGGCACUGCCAUUGUUCUGCAUUUACAGCCUGACUUUACGACGUUCCUGGGCGAGGCGGUGACGGACUUCCUGACGCAGGAGGGGUCCAUCUUCGCGGACCGCCUGGCCUACAGGGACGCCUGGUGCCUGCUGCUGCACAAGGGCGGCGGCGUCCUCCACGAGGCACUCGUCACCUCCCGUCCCGGCCACAACUACACCAAGCACGAUGUGUCGCCGCUCACCACCCGCGUCACGGUGCCGCGCACGCCAGGUGAGAGGUGCAAGGCAGAGCGGGACGGGGCACAAGGGGACAGGAACGAGGAGAGGGGAAGGGAAAGGGGUAAAUGGAGGGGGUGCCACGAUGCCCCGCACAACAUGUUAUUUAUAGAGGUGCCCCGAGGAUUAUGAAGAGGGAAGAGGAAAGAAAAGGCUGUCACUGGGCCGCGCCACUGACCGCGGUGCCUGUCUGCCCGCAGAGCCGCGGUGCGGGUGGAACGCCGCCCCGGGCAUGGAGCAGCACGCCGCCUUCUGCCGCGCCUUCGACGGCUACGGUGCCUUCUGCAGCUGCCACGAGCCGCCCUGGUCGCCGCGCCCCGCCUCGCCCGUGAGACCCGUUGUUGACUUGUUGUUUUGUGCCUUACAGCGACACGCCUCACACAGGUGCUAAUGAGCCGCGUCUCAGGUGCCGUACGCGCUGCGUGAGGUGAUCCCGGUGGCCGUGGUGACGGCGCGGCGGCUGCCCCGCGUGCUGCGCCAGCUGGCCCAGCUGUGGGCCAGCCCCGGCGGCCUCCACACGCCCGUCUCUAUC
Molecule: messenger RNA, 1046 nt
Organism: Eriocheir sinensis (Chinese mitten crab)
Lineage: Eukaryota; Metazoa; Arthropoda; Malacostraca; Decapoda; Varunidae
Exons: 1
Coding region: 206-646 (146 amino acids)
Source: RefSeq, a predicted model, not a curated record